UGCAGGGCGCGCGGCUUUGGCGGUCUCCGCGGGGCGCUGGGCUGAGGGGGGGGGAACCCCCUGUUUCCCUGCCCUGCAGCCGGGCAGGGCUGGAGCAAGCGCUCGUGGGUGGGCAUCUUUCGGCCUUUUCAAUUCCCGGGCAGAUCUAUUAGCAGCUCAGAUGCCUUUCCCGCGAGGCGCGCCCCGCCCCGUGGCAGUUACCGAACCCUCCGCUUAAAACGGGAGUGGCCGUUUUCAACGGCUUCAGCAUCACACGGGGGCUUUCCCAUCUCGCGUGAAAACGCCUCUGCGGGAGCCUGGCCCACGGAGGAGGGUUCGUUGCCACAGGGACUGCGGAAGUGUUGGUAUUUCCGCGGCACCAAGGCAAUUUAUUUUUCUAUAGUGUCAUCUGUGGGAGAUCACAUUAAAAAACAGCAACAAUCAUCCAACCCCUCAACCUAGGUGCAGGAUUGAGACUCCAGCAGAAUCUCUUCGUCCUGUUCUAGUCGCUUAAAUUAAAAUGACGUGCAUGCAUAAACCCUCAUUAAUAUAGUCUAGCAGGAUUAGUCUGUACCCUUAACAGCAAGACAGGUAUCUGAAAUUUCACCUGCUCCUCUGUCUAGCUGGCUAAAUGCUAGUGCUGUUGUGAGAAGAGUUCUGCUCUAGAGGAGUGCGUGUGCUGCAGUUAGGAUGUGCUUGUGAGAACCUAAAGCUAUGAUGUGGUUAUGCUUGGCCUCAAGUGACUUCACUAGCUGUGUAAGAGGUGUCAGGUUGGGUUACACCUUUUAGCAGAGUUACUGCUUCCCAGGAAAGAGUCCCCCAUCCUAUCCUGAGUAUUGGGAUUGAUCAUGUCGUUCCGAUUUGGACAACACCUCAUCAAGCCCUCGUUUGUGUUUCUGAAGACCGAACUGUCCUUCGCGCUUGUAAACAGGAAGCCAGUGGUCCCUGGGCAUGUCCUUGUUUGCCCACUCCGGCCCGUGGAGCGUUUCCGCGAUCUCCGUCCUGAAGAAGUGGUUGAUUUAUUUCAAACAACACAAAUGGUUGGAAAUGUGGUGGAGAAACAUUUCUGUGGCACUUCGCUCACCAUUUCGAUUCAGGAUGGUCCUGAAGCUGGGCAAACUGUGAAGCACGUUCAUGUCCAUGUACUUCCAAGGAAGGUUGGCGACUUCAGCAGAAAUGACAGUGUCUAUGAUGAGCUGGAACGUCACGACAAAGGAGAAGAGGACUCCCCUGUCAAGUGGAGGUCUGAGGAUGAAAUGGCAGCCGAAGCAGCAAGCCUGAAGAAAUAUUUUCAGUAAAAUCUGAGGUGAGACAAUCUGGAACAAAUCCUGGAGCAUAAGAAAACCAAAAAAGGGACUCAUUCUCCAAGUGCUCUGUGACACUGGAUCUGCAGCUAACCAGCUUAGAUGACAUUCCACAAACAAUGGAUUCAUCCAUGAAACACUUUAUUGUACCGUUGGAUAGUGGCGGGGAUGAAUUUCACCUAAGAUGACUGACAGACUGGAUUCAACACAACCUUUUGCAUAAUGGCUCAGAUUUUUGAAUGAUGUACUUGGAAGUGAAUCUUUUAAAAUUGGCCCCGGGCCUAAACUGAAAUUAAAUAUUAGCAGCAAUAUUUGUCUGGUGUGUU
Messenger RNA from Mauremys reevesii (Reeves's turtle), 1609 nucleotides. RefSeq names its product fragile histidine triad diadenosine triphosphatase (gene FHIT). Gene Ontology annotation, biological process: negative regulation of proteasomal ubiquitin-dependent protein catabolic process; diadenosine triphosphate catabolic process; purine nucleotide metabolic process. Gene Ontology annotation, molecular function: bis(5'-adenosyl)-triphosphatase activity; ubiquitin protein ligase binding. The record is from RefSeq and is a predicted model, not a curated record. The transcript has 10 exons. The coding region runs from base 828 to 1277 and encodes 149 amino acids. NCBI's taxonomy places the organism in Eukaryota, Metazoa, Chordata, Testudines, Geoemydidae. Gene Ontology annotation, cellular component: cytoplasm; nucleus; plasma membrane.